UUUCAAAUAAGCCGGGGUAUAAGCGAGACAGCAAUAUUUUUAUUUGUUGAUUGACAAGUGAACUGUCAUUUAUUCGCAAUAUGGCCGAUAGUUUAUCUAAAUACGGAACGUAUUUAUUUGUGCGCGAAUAUUAUCAUUUGCUAUUCAAAUGUUAAUUUGUAUAUUUUGAUGACAUAGUGAGUGAAGUGUCGCGGCAUGUUUCCACUUACUCCACCAGUGGUCAAACGGCUGUUAGGAUGGAAAAAGGGACCCGAAGGUUCAUCUGCAGCAGAAGAUAAAUGGUCUGAGAAGGCAGUGAAGAGUUUAGUUAAGAAAUUAAAGAAAAGCGGAGCUCUGGAAGAGUUGGAAAAAGCAAUUUCAAGUCAGAAUAGUCAUACCAAGUGUGUUACAAUACCCAGGGUUAAACCAAACGAGAACGUGAUAAAUGGUCAAUACCGCAAGGGUUUGCCGCAUGUUGUCUAUUGCAGGCUGUGGCGCUGGCCGCAGCUACAGAGCCAACAUGAACUAAAGCCAGUUGACCACUGUGAGUACUCAUACCAGUUGAAAAAGGACGAGGUGUGCAUCAACCCUUAUCAUUAUAAUAAAAUCGAUUCACCAGCGUUACCUCCGAUCCUGGUCCCGCGGACCCUGGGCGACGCGGAGGUCCGAGCGCCGCCGCCCUACACGGACUACCACGCGCCGCAGCACCACCAGCCCCACCACCAGCAGCACCAGACCCACCAGCCCCACCAGACGCAUCAGCAGCACCAGCCGCACCACGAUCAUACAGACGCGGUGAUGCAGGCGGGCGUGGUGGGCGCGCACUCGGCCAUGUACCUGGAGGCCACGCUGGCGCAGCACGUGCCCGGCAACACCACCGUGCACGUGAGUUCAUCGACAGUGGAGACCCCGCCGCCGGGCUACAUCAGCGAGGACGGCGACCCCAUGGACCACAACGACAACAUGAACCUGACCCGCCUCUCCCCGUCGCCAGUAGCCCUGGCAACAGAAGCGGCCCCCGUGUUGUACCACGAGCCCGCGUUCUGGUGCAGCAUCAGCUACUACGAGCUCAACACGCGCGUCGGGGAGACCUUCCACGCUUCGCAACCCUCGAUCACAGUGGACGGGUUUACUGAUCCUAGUAAUAGUGAGAGGUUCUGCCUGGGCCUGCUGUCCAACGUGAACCGCAACGAGGUGGUGGAGCAGACGCGGCGCCACAUCGGCAAGGGCGUGCGCCUGUACUACAUCGGCGGGGAGGUGUUCGCCGAGUGCCUCAGCGACUCCUCCAUCUUCGUGCAGAGCCCCAACUGCAACCAGCGCUACGGCUGGCACCCCGCCACCGUCUGCAAGAUCCCGCCCGGCUGCAACCUGAAGAUCUUCAACAACCAGGAGUUCGCGGCGCUGCUGUCGCAGUCGGUGUCGCAGGGCUUCGAGGCGGUGUUCCAGCUUACGAGGAUGUGCACCAUACGCAUGAGCUUCGUUAAGGGUUGGGGAGCGGAGUACAGACGGCAGACCGUGACGUCGACCCCGUGUUGGAUCGAGCUGCACCUGAACGGGCCGCUGCAGUGGCUGGACCGCGUCCUCACGCAGAUGGGCUCGCCGCGGCUGCCCUGCUCCUCCAUGUCCUAGUCGCGAGCCCCAUAACGAGAGCAGAGGAAGUUAUACUCACACAUAAAUGUAUGUAUAGAGUUAGCUCAAAACAAUAAAUACCUCCAUUUUGAGUCGUAGUCUGUAAGCUAAAGCGCGUACGUACUCACAGAGUUAUAUAUUCAACUCUACUCAAACUACACUCAACUUUGAGAUGCCCCACUCGUAAUUAAAGUCACCUUGAAGUCUCAUGCUGAGUUUUAAAGGUAUUCUGUAACGUAAAACUUUAAAAAGCCGAGAUUUUAUUAAUAAUUCGCGUUCAUACGCAAGGCAAUGCGAAUCUUGGAUAUACUUUAUUCAAAACUAUUGGACUUGGGUUGCCUUACGUACAGAAAAAAUAAUGUACUAAUUAUGAUUGGUACCUAUCAUUACAUUACACCGUUCAGUAGCAGAAUGAUAAUUCAAGGCGAGUUUUAAUGUAUGCGACUGAAAUUACUCAGUGUUACAAUGAUAAACAUUUAAUAUAUUGCCAUGUAUAAAGAAAGACGAAGGUAUAUCUACUACGAGUUUUUAAAGCAACAUUAUUGUACUAGUAGUUCGGCGUCUGGCUCCCACGACGCCUCACUGAGCCAGUCCAAGUUUUAUACAAUUCUGUGAGUUCGGACCAAGCUUUAGCACGCAAUAUUUGAUAAUAAACGAUUACAUGUAAAUGUUUUAUUAAAUUAGAUUAACUGCGCAAAGAGUAAUCGUAUUUUCCUAUUUGAAGAGUUAUUUUUUAUUAUGAACGGCGGUAGUAAGACUAUAAUGUUGAAAUGUAGGUUUUUUUACAUUCGUACACUUUGACUAGUAUUCAUACAUACACACAAUAAUAUAUUUUAUGCAAGGAAUUAAAUAGUAUUUUCACACGGAGAUUUUUGAUGUGAUUUUGUAAUAAGCCUUUUUUAAGCCUUGAAAAAUCAAUAAAACCCCAGGAUGAAUAUUAAAUGAAAAAGAAAGACAGUUUCUCUUUUAGUGUCCCACUGCUGGGCAAAAAUCAUGUUAGGAAACAAUAGUUAAAUCAGUGUUGAUUUUACUAAAAAGUCUAAAUAUAUAGAAAGUCUUACUACUGCA
Messenger RNA from Trichoplusia ni (cabbage looper), 2676 nucleotides. It is a transcript of the gene Smox, whose product is annotated as mothers against decapentaplegic homolog 3. The record is from RefSeq and is a predicted model, not a curated record. Gene Ontology annotation, biological process: cell differentiation; SMAD protein signal transduction; anatomical structure morphogenesis. Gene Ontology annotation, cellular component: heteromeric SMAD protein complex. NCBI's taxonomy places the organism in Eukaryota, Metazoa, Arthropoda, Insecta, Lepidoptera, Noctuidae. Gene Ontology annotation, molecular function: DNA-binding transcription factor activity, RNA polymerase II-specific; I-SMAD binding; RNA polymerase II cis-regulatory region sequence-specific DNA binding. The coding region runs from base 196 to 1608 and encodes 470 amino acids. The transcript has 11 exons.